AUGGCGAGCGCCACAGCUUCGAAGUUGCUGCUGACGGCAACGGCGGACUUCCUCAGCUCUUCUACCUGCUCCCUGAGACACCGCCGCGCUCUGACGGUCUCCGCAUCGCGCUACCCCCGCAUCGCCCCCUUCCCGCAGGACCUCGUCGGCUGGGUGAAGCGGGAGGGGGGAUUCGUCCACCCGAAGCUCAAGAUCGCCGAUGGCGGCGAGUAUGGACUCACUCUGGUCGCGUCGGAGGACAUCCCGAGGGGCUCGCGGCUCGUCGCCCUCCCUGAACGUCUGACUCUGCGCCUUCGGUGGUCCCAAGAUGACGACUGCGCCGACCGGCCCGAUUCCCCGCUCUCCCAGUUAGUUAAACGUGUUCCAGGUGAUUUUCUCUCGCUCAUUGUUUGUUUUCAUCGAUGCCUGAUGAUGAGUGGAUUCAGGUUGAAAGUUCAGUCAUGGACCACAGUCUUGUGAUGAUAAGUCCCAUGAGGAUUUGUAGAUAUAUUGAUGGAUUUUUUUUCAUAUUGGAUAUCGACAUCAUUACGGAAGGACAUGGUGACCAUUGUGAGAGUGUAAGGGAGAGAAAACUAGAGAGGAAGAGAGGGAAUGCAAAGUGAAAAUGGCAUAUAAUCUGCUUUAUAUUAUGUAAUUUGGCUUCAGGACGUUUUUUUUUUCUAAUUUAUCUGUCUCAAACAUACGCCGUGUUUGUCUGAUAAUGCCUUAUCUUCCCCCAACCCCCCGGGCCAAAGAAGUGAAGCAUGCGCCAAAAUGUGGCGGAUGUCAGCGGUUCGAGUCCGCUUAUCUCCAGCCCGUGUUUGGCGACUUUCACUUUCACUUUCACCCAUGAGUCAGGUUUAGUCAAUAAUAUUUUCAUUCAUGAGUCAUGCUUAGUCAAUAAUAAAAUCAGUUUUCCAUUUCUUAUUUCGUGUGAAGCUGCAAAUCUGUGAACCUUGGGGAUUUAUUGGUUCGUAUGGGAGGUGUAGGAUUGCAUAUUUAAAAAAAUUAAAUCUUUUCAAUAUCGAGAUUUUCUUUGGUUGGAAUUUCUUUUUGAUAUGUCAAAUAUAAAUAAAUGAGAUCUGACUCUUUGUUUUGACCUCCACUACGAGUUGAUUUGAGUUUGUCAAUUAAUCUUUGGAAGGGAUUAUUAAUGUCAAAAAUGCAAAGGAUGAUACAAAUAUGUAGCUUUAUAGUGCCCUUUCAAAUUCUUAUUUUCAUGUUAAAUCUCAUUUCCCAGAAGUUCAUCCAAUCCGGAAGCAUGAGAUAUUAUUUGAACAUCAUUCAUCUAGUGUACCUUCACUCUGAUGCAGUAAAGUUUUCUUACGAUAUAAGAGAUGACUUGCAUGCUUGCAUAUUUACUCUAGAUUCCGUUUUACAAUGAGCAAAUAUCUCGGGAGCAUGUGGCAGAGGAACUGUGGGCAAUGAGAUUGGGAUUGAAACUUCUUCAAGAAAGAGCCAAAACUGGUUCUCUUUGGUGGCCAUACAUCAGCAAUUUGCCAGAAGCUUUCGACAUACCCAUUUUCUUUUCUGGCGAAGACAUAAAAAACCUACAGUAUUCUCCUCUUGUUCAUCAGGUAACAGAACUUUGUCUAUAUAACUCCUAACAUCCUUCCAUUUGAUAUGAAGUAUUGUGAAUUUAACCUUGCCUGAUGCUGAGCUUUAAACAUGCAUUCUCUAUUCCUUAUCAGGUAAAUAAACGAUGCCGGUUCCUUCUUGCCUUUGAGAAAGAUGUCAAAUCUGUGCUUGAGGACGUAGACCCUGGGGAUCAUCCAUUUUCUGGCCAAGAUGUGAACGCCUCUUCUCUUGGAUGGGCCAUGUCUGCAGUAUCUUCCCGGGCUUUUCGUUUGCGUUGCAAGACACCUCAGGAUGGCUCUGGUGCUGAUGUCCCUGUGCUGCUUCCUCUCAUUGAUAUGUGCAACCACAGCUUCAAUCCAAAUGCGGUAAUCGUUGAAGAGAAGGACAAUCAAAAGCUUUUAGUUGAGGCAAGUUAAUUUUAUCUGAUCUCUGUUAGUCAUAAAUUUAAGAGAGCAAAAUAUUGAUAGAAUUUUAUUGUGGAUCCGCAAAAUAUUGAUAGAAUUUUAUCUUUGAUUUUACUUCAUUUUUAUAUUUUUAUUUUAGAAAUUUAGUGGCAUCCUUCAGACAAGAGGCUUUUUUUCAUUUACUGCUCUAGAUGUUGAGUUGAUGAACCGAAGUAUGCUUUUCGUUGCCUUUUUUCCCCAUGUAAAUCCUUCUUUAGGAUCCACAGAUUUACAAUAUCUUUGAAUACCUGAUUUCCAAGGAAAAAAAUCCUGAUUUUCCCUUUUCUUGAACAUUUUCCAUCUCGAUCUACAAUUUUUUCUCACAUAAAAAUACGUGUGGACAUAAUUCGAUCAAAAUCUUACCCAAUUAAGUACACCCUACCAAUAAACUGCAAUUAAACGCAGUUAAUAAUUUUAGCCAUUUUUCCUACCUCUAGUUUUCCUUUAUUUUUCUUCACAUCUGACUCAUCUCUACUUCCAUCUGCCUGCGCUCAUUUCGUUCCUCAUCAUCAGCGCCGUCCCUUCUUGGUAUUGGUAGCCGGUCAUGGUGUCAUCGACAUCAAUGGUGACUUUGCGGAUUCAUAGACUCUGAAAAAAUGCACAAUGUAUAUUUGGAAAUGAUACAGAGAUGUGAGCCCAUGAGAUCCAUGUGAUGGAGAACUGACCGGGCUCAUGCCACUAGCCUGCAUUGACCUCUCUCUCUAAGAAAUGUCUGCAUAAAUUUUCUGUUAGUUCAAUCUGUCAAGGGUCCAUUCGACACCAACUGAAGUUCCACUUAACUUCAACAUCCUAUCCUAUGUGUUUUUUUAAUCUUAUAUUGUAUGAUAUUUCCUUGAUUUUAUUAUAUUUAUUCGACUGAGACGAUCCCUUUUUUUUGUUCUGAACUAAUCCAGGUGGUUUCCAAAACAUCAAUUGAGACAGAUGUCCCGGUGACUCUGAACUAUGGGUGUUUGACCAACGACUUUUUUCUUCUCGAUUACGGAUUUGUGAUCUCCUCAAACCCGCACGACCAUGUGGAAUUGAAAUAUGAUGGAGUUCUUCUGGAUGCUGCUGCUAUCGCUGCAGGAGUACCUUCUCCGAGCUUCUCAUCCCCGACCGAAUGGCAGAGAGAGAUUCUAUCACAGCUCAAUCUACAUGGAGAUGGAGCUUUUCUGAAGGUCGCCUUCUCCACUUCACCAACACCUGUGCAUGCUUUCAUCCCAUGCCAAGAAUCUCCCCUACUUCCAUCCUGGGAAAUUCAGGCAUAUGAGCAUUUCUGUUUCUGUCCAUUUGAAAACCGGAUCCUGUCACAGCUGCCCAGCGUCUCCUUAAAUAUGUUACGACCGUUGACUUCUGCCCUUUUGGUACAGGUCAACUUGGGAGGUGAGGAAAAAGUCGACGGGCGUCUGCUGGCCGCCUUCAGGGCUGUCCUCUCAGACGACCGAGAAGCAGCUCAAAAGUCUGAUCUAAGCACCUUGAUGUCAUUGUCAGCUGAGGCUCCCUUGGGAGUCUCAGCUGAGGGUAAGGCCCUCCGUACAGUCAUUGCCCUCUGCGUCAUCUCUCUGCAGCACUUCCCCACCAAGAUCAUGGAGGAUGAAUCAAUUCUGAAAGGCGAUAUAUCGGAGUCAACGAGAUUAGCAGUGGAGUUUAGAUUGCAGAAGAAAUUAAUGAUUGUGGAUUUAAUGCGAGAGCUGACUAGAAGAGUCAAGGUGCUGCCAAAAGAAGCUUUCCUCAAUCGGUAA
Messenger RNA from Spirodela intermedia, 3721 nucleotides. NCBI's taxonomy places the organism in Eukaryota, Viridiplantae, Streptophyta, Magnoliopsida, Alismatales, Araceae. The record is from the annotation of a GenBank genome assembly.